GUCCACGUAGAAGAUAGAUGCAGAUAUUAUCUUCUUCUCGGGGUUUUGGUAUUUCUGAUAAACCCUAACCAUAUCAACAUCUCGAGCAUUCAUUACUCUGCUCGAACCACGAAGUUAAGGUGGAUCAACGCUGUACAAUUGGCGGAAAAGUGCUCUACGAUCACGAUCAAGAGAGAGAGGAAUGAGGAUCUAGUUUUAACCCUGAAUUUUUUUAUCUUAAGGCUUAACUGAGUAAAGCUGGAGCAGAUGUAAUUUUGUCUGCACUAACUGCCUUUGCAAGUGAUUCGCUGACUUUAAAUCCUGAAUCUGCCUUUAGAGUCGGAAGUGGCUGGUCGUAUUCCUUCUUCCUUGGUGUAUGUUGAUCUCUUCUCUCUGGUGGUAGCUAUUCAACAUCUCCACAGAAUUGUAAUGUGUUUCAUAAUGAGGAGGCAUUGCAUAAAGAUUUGGUUUUGGAAGACAAAUUGGCUCCAAUAGAAUCGAACACAUACAGAAAAUUCAAAUAAUUAAAUAACUAGAUUUGGAAUUGAGAUGUAGUUGGCUAAUGAUUUUCUAGAGGAAUAAAAAAAUAAAUCAUGCACCUCUUCUAUAUGUCUUUUUUCUACUUCGGAGAGGUCUGCGUACACUCAACUCUAACCAGACUCCAGUGGAAUUUCAAUGAGUAUCUUAUUGUUGUUGAUGCACCUCAUCCGAAAUAAAACUUUCAUUGAUUUUGCCCAUUCUUUUUUUUUUUUGCUUUUGUUAUUUCCUUUGGAAGAUCCUCCAGGAAACAAAAGAAAAAAUAAAUCCUUUUAGGGUAUGGAGAGUCCACUUUAUAUUUUUCAUUUACAAUUAUCUAAAAAGUACACACUAGAUAACCUUAUCCAUUAAAGUAGAUUCUUGAUUUUCUAUCAUAAGAAUUUAUUUCCCUCUGUUUUUUUUUUCCUUCUAGUAGUUUUUGUUAGAGCCCCUCCAAAUCCUAUUCGUUAAACUGUCAUUUUUCCAUAAUCAACUAACCUUAGAUGCCAUAAUUUUCUUCAAGCUCAAAAUUCACCAUGGAGGCUGCUGCUACUCCAUUGUACCACUUCAUUUCUUCUCAUCAGUCACUCACCCAAAAGCAACCAAGAUGCUAUUCCACAAAUUUUGGCCUUGUAAAUGCAGCAGAAACACUUUCUGAAUCUUCACCCUCAACCUCUCUUGAAUCACUUUCUUCAUUGCAAUUUGAUUAUGAAAAGAAGUUCAACUCACUAAAUUCAGUAAGAGCUAUGCAUGCCAAGAUGAUAAAAUUGUCUAAUGACUGGGAUACAAAGAAAAAUAUGCAGUAUUUUAUCUCAGGUUACUUGGAAUUUGGUGAUUUUCAAUCAGCUGCAGUGUUAUUCUUUGUGGGGUUUGCAGAGAAUUAUUUGUAUUGGAAUUCUUUCCUUGAAGAAUAUACAUAUUUUGGAGGAACCCCAUGUGAAAUUCUUGAAGUUUUCAGUGAAUUGCAUAGCAAAGGAGUGAACUUUAACACUGAAAUUCUAGCUUUUGUUUUGAAAAUCUGUUCAAAGUUAAGAGAUAUGUGGUUAGGAUUGGAAGUCCAUGCUUGUCUGAUCAAGAGGGGUUUUGAUUUAGAUGUCUAUACAAAAUGUGCACUGAUGAAUUUUUAUGGGAGGUGUUGUGGGACUGAGAGUGCUAAUAAGGUCUUUAAAGAAACAUCAAUGCAUGACUCUUUAUUGUGGAAUGAAGCCAUUCUGGUUAAUUUGAGGAAUGAAAAAUGGGCAGAAGGUCUACAAAUGUUUCGCGACAUGCAGGCGUUACUUGUGAAGGCCAAUAGUUUAACCAUUUCCAAAGUUUUGCAAGCCUGUGGGAAAUUGGGAGCUCUUGAUGAAGGAAAACAGAUUCACGGGUAUGUUAUCCGAUAUGCCUUAGAUUCGAAUAUACUCAUACGUACUGCACUGAUCAACAUGUAUGUGAAAAAUGACAAUAUCAAACUUGCUAGAGUAGUUUUUGAUUCAACAGACAAUCGUAAUCUUCCUUGUUGGAACAGUAUUAUAUCGGGGUAUACUGCACUUGGUUAUCUUGAUGAUGCGUGGGAGCUAUUUCAUGAAAUGAAAACUUGCAACAUAAAACCGGACAUAAUAACCUGGAACAGCCUUUUAUCUGGUCAUUUUCUUCAUGGAUCUUAUCGAGAAGUUUUGGCAAUUGUGAGGAGAAUGCAGAGUGCUGGUUAUCAGCCAAAUCGCAACUCUAUAACUAGUGCUCUUCAAGCAGUGAGUGAAUUAGGAUAUUUGAGAAUUGGGAAGGAGAUUCAUUGCCAUGUUUUAAGAAAUGGAUUUGACUAUGACCUGCAUAUUGCAACUUCACUAGUAGACAUGUAUGUGAAGAAUGAUGAUUUGCAAUCUGCUCAAGCUGUUUUUGAUUGUAUGACAAACAGAAACGUUUGUGCUUGGAAUUCAUUAAUUUCGGGUUAUUCCUGCAAAGGAAAUUUUGAAAAAGCUGGUGAUCUUUUGGAUCAGAUGAAGGAAGAAGGGAUUAAACCAGAUAUAGUGACAUACAAUAGCAUGGUUUCUGGUUAUUCAACAUCUAACUGUAUCAAGGAAGCUUUGGGUAUGAUUAGAAGGAUCAAGAGUUCUGGCAUGUCUCCUAACGUCAUUUCAUGGACCUCUUUAGUAUCGGGUUGUUCACAGCAAGGAUACUUCAGAGAAGCAUUUGAGUUUUUAACGCAGAUGCAGGAUGAAGGUAUCAAAGUCAACUCAGUUACUGUUGCAAGCUUACUUCAAGCAUGUGCAGGUCUCUCUUUGUUACACAUUGGGAAAGAGAUACAUUGCCUGUGUAUACGAAACGAUUUUAUAGAUGAUGUGUACGUAUCUACGGCUCUCAUAGACAUGUACAGUAAGUGUGGGAACUUAGAAAAUGCCCAGAAGGUUUUCCAAAACCUUGAGGACAAAACUUUAGCUUCCUGGAAUUCCAUGAUAACCGGAUUUGCUAUAUACGGCUUAGGUACAGAGGCAAUUUCACUCUUUGAUAGGAUGAGAGAAGUAAACAUCCAACCAGAUGCCAUAACAUUUAUAGCUCUUCUAUCUAGUUGUAAACAUUCUGGUUUUCUUGAUAAAGGCUGGAAAUACUUUGAUCAUAUGAAGACAGAUUUUGGAGUUAUCCCCACAAUUGAGCAUUAUUCAUGCAUGGUUGAUCUUCUGGGAAGAGUCGGUUACCUUGAUGAAGCAUCAGAUUUUAUUCAGUCAAUGCCAAUGGAGCCAAAUGCAGCUGUUUGGGGUGCUCUUCUUACAUCAUGCCGGAUACAUGGAAACGUUGAGCUUGGAGAGAUUGCAGCUGAACACCUUUUCAAGUUAGAACCAUAUAAUGCAGCUAACUAUGCCUUAAUGAUGAACCUCUAUGCACUUUCAAACAGAUGGAAGGAUGUUGACCGUAUCAGAGACAAGAUGGAGGCUAUGGGAGUGAAAAUCGGACCAGUAUGGAGUUGGCUAAAAGUCGAUCAGAGGAUUCACAUCUUCUCUACAGCAGGAAAAACUCAUCCAGAAGAAGGAGAGAUAUUCUUUGAGUUGUACAAGUUAAUUUCUGAGAUGAAAAAGUUGGGAUAUAAACCUGAUACUAAAUGUGUUGUUCAGAACAUUUCUGAAGUAGAGAAAGAAAAGGCGCUGCUUGGUCACACAGAGAAACUGGCAAUUACAUAUGGAUUGAUCAGGACCACAAGUCCUGCACCUAUUAGAGUGAUCAACAACACUAGAAUAUGUUCAGACUGUCAUACAGUUGCAAAAUAUAUGUCGUUGCUGAGAAGGCAAGAGAUUUUCCUAAAAGAUGGUGUCCGCUUUCACCAUUUUAGGGAUGGUAAGUGUUCUUGCUGUGACUUCUGGUAGAGGUAUGCAGAACAUCUUAUUCUCCUAUAACAGAAAACAAAUGCUGUGUUGCACCACUUUUGUAAAUGUAAUUCUUUUUUGUUAAUAUGAACUUCAUAGGUAUUGGACAAAUGUCGUGAAUACAGUGAUACUUGUAAUCAGUUUAAGUGUUAUAAUAUCUCCUAGCCGGAGAGCUUGAUCUCUCUAUUGCAAAAAGAAACGAUUCUGUAGUUCUAUUUAGAGUGAGUACAUAAUUGUUAUAGUAUGAUGA
Solanum tuberosum (potato) is the source of this 4080-nucleotide messenger RNA. RefSeq names its product pentatricopeptide repeat-containing protein At4g01030, mitochondrial. Lineage: Eukaryota; Viridiplantae; Streptophyta; Magnoliopsida; Solanales; Solanaceae. Gene Ontology annotation, molecular function: RNA binding; zinc ion binding; protein binding. Gene Ontology annotation, biological process: RNA modification. The transcript has 2 exons. The coding region runs from base 1032 to 3830 and encodes 932 amino acids. The record is from RefSeq and is a predicted model, not a curated record.